Molecule: messenger RNA, 7284 nt
Organism: Varroa destructor (honeybee mite)
Lineage: Eukaryota; Metazoa; Arthropoda; Arachnida; Mesostigmata; Varroidae
Gene: Cyfip
Product: Cytoplasmic FMR1-interacting protein Sra-1
Biological process (GO): regulation of actin filament polymerization
Molecular function (GO): small GTPase binding
Source: RefSeq, a predicted model, not a curated record
CAUAGCUGCUUCAGCUGUAAUAGAAGAAACGUGUGCGAUUCUUCAUUUGGCUUGCCACUGAUUGAAUGUGGUUAGAGCGUUAACAAACUUUAAUCCUGCAGCGCCAGCUAACGAACGCGGUGUCAAUUACGGACGAAUCAUCCGGGCAGGACACGUAAGAGGAAGAGAAAUGGAGAGUGAAAAGCGAGCUGGACACUGUUGUGACUCAUAUGAGCGCCCAGCGACGUGUACGUAGAUCGCGAAUGUGCUUGUUCAGUGAGCCAGCGUGCUGUGUAUGCGCCUCUAAAAAAGAGUUCGUCGUCAUUGCUGCAUUCCGUUACAUGAACUAGAACAGUACGCGAGAGAACUGUCUCUAUUUUUGCGGUGAAGUAAUCACCCUCGGAAGCCGGCGCUGGCCCAUCAUCACACUCGCCACGUCAGGGAACGUACGCGUUCACCAACCAACCACCAUUAGCCCCAAAAAGGGACUAGCACGAGCCAAGCCGAAUUUAAUAGUGCAGUAUAGCCACAAGCCGCCGUAAGCAGCUAUAUGUCUACUGUUAAUUGGAGUUUCCUGAGGAUGAGUAGCGGCUGCAUGUAACGCUUGCUAAAGCACUGAUCGGUCCCCAUUAGCAAACGAUUAAUGCCAGCGUUGCAAUCCCCACAAAUUAGCUUAGAGGUUAUGCUUAUAUAUGAUGUCGGUUCGAGUGAGCUCAUCCAGACAGACCCAUAUUAUUACGGAUGUGUUUUGGGCGCGCUUGGUUGGUAUUCGAUGUGGCUUCGUUUAAUAAAUGACUUCGGGACGAUACGAUCUACUGUUAACCUUGUAACUCCCUAUGUCAGCUUCUAAAUGAAAAAAGAAAGGAAACAAAGAGUUUGACUUAGUGAAAAAUUUGUUCACUUGAAAAGUGCCCGCUAUAUUUUUUGUGGUUUUUUAUGCAGCUAACAACGUUCAUUAUCUGAAUCUUGGUGUUUGUUGUUUUACUAUGUGUGUGCUGCUACGAACAUCAAAAAUUUUUCGAUGCGUCCCUGAGCUACUAGCAUAGACUGGUUGUGCGUCUGAAAAAUUCGUGCUGAAACCGGCAUGUCUUCAUUUAAUCCCCCUGGCCGAACUUCGCCUCCACCUCCUACUCCGCCACCCCCGCUAAUUGAUGUUAGAGACCUGUUAAUUAACGCCCUGGAUUUUCUACCGAAAUUCCCACCUACGUCAGGCAAUCCCUCUCGUAACAAGGAUGCGUCUUGCUCUUUGCUUCCCCUACCUUCUUCAAAUGAUGUGUCAGAUGUUGAAACAGAAGCUAUACUAAGAACUGAUGAAACAUCUUUAACUAUUAAGCCAAACAGAAAAGGCCCUUACAGCGGAACGAUAGGAAACAGUAGCACCGCCACCGAUAGUACUGCUCCGGGAGUAUCUAUCGAAGUGGAGGACCCUGCCUACGAUGCAGUAUAUGAUGGUGCUGGUCAGAGAGCUGCCAAUCUCGUAGAGCUCGUUAGUGCUCCUGCAGACUUUGAAGACUCGCUUGGAUUGCCAUCUGACAACGUCCCGAUAACACCAGCCUGGGGCAGGGGCAGUGAAUAUGAUCAAACAGACACAAACGAUGAUAAUAGUGAAGGACCUUUAUCGAUGUUUCUUCGACAAGAUGCUCCGACUGAACACUUAUAUUGCGAGCUUUCGCCGAGACAUGAGUCUAGAUCUAGCGUCAAGAUGGCGGUUGCGGAGGUAACAUUGGGUGAUGCGUUGUCCAAUGUAGAUGUUUUGGAUGAGCUUCCUCUUCCGGAUCAGCAACCCUGCAUCGAGGCCCUACCAUGUUCAAUUGUUUAUCACGCCAACUUCGACACAAACUUCGAAGAUCGGAACGCUUUUGUGACCGGCGUCGCCAAAUAUAUCGAAGAGGCUACCGUGCAUUCUGAACUGAACGAAAUGUUAGAGCAAGGAGAGCAGCAUGCGGUGAUGCUGUAUACCUGGCGCUGUUGUUCGAGAGCGAUUCCACAGCCGAAAAGUAACGAGCAGCCGAACAGGGUCGAAAUCUAUCAAAAGACUGUGGAAGUUCUCAAACCAGAAGUGCGAAAACUACUUAAUUUCAUGUACUUCCAACGUAAGGCGAUUGAGCGAUUCACAGCCGAGGUGAAACGGCUCUGUCAUACGGAAAAACGUAAAGACUUUGUGUCAGAAGCAUACCUGCUUACCCUCGGCAAAUUUAUCAACAUGUUCGCUGUUCUUGACGAGCUCAAAAACAUGAAAUCUUCUGUAAAGAAUGACUAUGCUACCUACAGGAGAGCCGCGCAAUUCCUUAAAGUGUUGGCGGAUUCACAACAACUUCAGGAAUCACAAAACCUAUCAAUGUUCCUGGCCACCCAGAAUAAGAUCCGCGACCAACUAAAGGAGGCUCUUGAGAAGAUCCCCGGAUAUGAGGAGCUACUGGCGGACAUUCUGCACACAUCGGUACACAUGUUAGAGACGCAUAUGUACAUGUUACCAUCAGAGAAACACAUGCUCGUCAAAGUCCUUGGGUUCGGCUCAUUUCUCAUUGAUGGAAACGUGGCUAAUAUAAACAAACUGGAUCAGAAGAAACGAGUGUCCAUUGCCAAAAUGGACCGCAUAUUGAAGAACCUUGAAAUGGUGCCACUAUUCGGUGACAUGCAGAUUUCGCCUUUCCACUACAUUAAACACUCGGCUCACUUUGACGCGAAAAAUUGGCCUUUGUCAUCUUCGACGAAUCCAUCGCCGCAAAGUGACCUACUGAAAAAUCUGCAGCCGAUCCGCGAUGAAUAUGCGCGUUAUAUUAGUGAGUUGGCUCGCCACUCAAACGAAGUGACCACCACGGUUAAGGAGUCACCUCGCACUGAUGAUGAAAAUCGUGAGCUCUCGGAGUUGGCUUUAUCGGGACUGCAGCUGCUGUCCAACUGGACUUGUCAUGUUACGGAGCUAUACUCGUGGAAAUUGAUGCACCCUACAGAUCCUACCCUUAACAAACAAUACUGUCCUCCAGACGCUGAAGAGUAUGAACGGGCAACCCGAUAUAACUACUCACCCGAUGAAAAGUUCGCUCUCAUCGAGGUAAUCGCAAUGAUUAAGGGACUUCAGGUACUUAUGAGCCGUAUGGAAACAGUAUUUACCGAUGCUGCGCGCCGGCAUGUUUACUUCGAGCUUCAACAGUUCGUCCAGUUGAAUCUCAGGGAACCACUACGGAAAGCCGUGAAAAAUAAAAAGGAAGUAGUCAGAUCUAUUGUGCAGUCUGUACGAGAGACAUGCGCCGACUGGAUGCGUGGCUAUGAGCCAAGCGAAGACCCGGCGCUCAAGGGGAAAAAGGAUGCCGAAUACGAAAUUAAGGCACCUAGACGAAACGUAGGACCUUCAAGUACUCAGUUAUAUAUGGUUCGUACAAUGUUGGAAAGUUUGGUCGCAGACAAAAGCGGAACCAAACGUAGUCUUCGAAAAGACUUGGACGCCGCGUCCUUGGCUGAUAUCGAAAAGUUCCAUAAGCAAUCAUUUUAUUGGAAUUAUUUGCUUAAUUUCUCGCAGACAUUGCAGGAAUGUUGUGAUUUGUCCCAGCUGUGGUACCGCGAGUUCUAUCUUGAGAUGACAAUGGGUAGACGGAUCCAGUUUCCCAUAGAAAUGUCUCUUCCGUGGAUCCUUACGGACCACAUAUUGACGACGAAAAACCCUGCCAUGAUGGAGUGCGUUCUAUAUCCGCUCGACCUGUAUAAUGAUUCAGCUUUCUACGCGCUGACCAAGUUCAAAAAGCAGUUCCUUUACGACGAAGUCGAAGCCGAGGUUAAUUUGUGCUUCGAUCAAUUCGCCUAUAAAUUGUCGGAUCAAAUCUUCGCGUAUUAUAAACACUUAGCAGGCAGUAUUUUGCUCGACAAGAGGUUCCGUGCGGAAUGUAUGAUCCAGGCUGGUGGAACAUCGUUCCCUUAUCCACAGGCGAAUCGUUACGAAACUCUUCUGAAGCAACGACACGUACAGCUGCUUGGCCGAUCCAUCGACCUCAAUCGACUUAUCGCACAACGCGUUAAUGAUGCUAUGCUUAAAAGCCUUAAUCUUGCCAUUCAAAGAUUCGAAUCAUCAAAUAUCACCGGCAUCGUAGAACUCGAGGCGCUGCUGUCGAUAAAUCGGCUGGCGCACCAACUACUUUCCAAGCAUCUUCAACUGGACUCAUUUGAUGCGCAGCUUCGUGAGGCUAAUCACAACGUUUUGGCUCCGUAUGGUCGGAUUUGUCUACACACGUUCUGGGAGCUCAAUUAUGAAUUUCUUCCUAAUUACUGCUACAAUGCCGCUACAAAUAGGUUCGUCCCUGUGAAUAUCCGUGGGCCGAUGAGUUUCGGCCAGAAACUUGAGCGGGAAAAGCCACCAUCAGCCCAACCACACUGUUUGUACGGAAGCAAAAGUUUGAACGUCGCUUACACAGCUAUUUUUGCCGUCUAUGCCAAGUUUAUCGGGCCACCACACCUUCGCUCUCUCUGCCGCCUUCUCGGAUACCAGGGAAUCGCGGUAGUCAUGGAAGAACUACUUAAGGUCGUUAAAUCUCUCAUCCAGGGCACAAUUCUACAGUAUGCCAAGACAUUAAAAAAUGUCAUGCCCAAGGUUUGUCGUCUACCGCGAUAUGAUUAUGGCUCACCUGGAAUUCUUGGUUAUUAUCAGGCUCAGCUAAACGACAUUGUACAGUUCCCUGAUGUCAAAAUGGAUAUGUUCCAGAGCUUCAGAGAGGUAGGCAAUGCGCUACUUUUGUGUAUGCUAGUCGAGCAACUGUUGUCACAGGAAGAGGUGUGCGAUCUGCAGCAUGCCGCUCCAUUCCAAAACAUUCUGCCUACACCGCACUGCAAAGAUGGCGAAAAGCAAGAGACCAAACUGAAAAGGCAGGAGCAGAAGUACGCCAGUUUGCAAGUUGUGCCAACCAUCGAAAAAUUGGCCAGUCCGAAACAAGCAGCGAUUGCCAAAGAAGGUGAUCUCCUUACCAAGGAGCGACUGUGUUGUGGCCUCAGCGUUUUCGAAGUGAUCCUAGGCCGAGUACGAUCAUUCCUGGAUGACCCGAUUUGGACCGGCGGGCCGCCACAGAAUGGAGUUAUGAAUAUUGAUGAGUGCGACGAGUUCCACAGAUUGUGGUCGGCUCUCCAGUUCGUCUAUUGCAUCCCGGUGGGCGAAAACGAGUUUACUGUCGAACAGCUCUUUGGAGAAGGGCUCAAUUGGGCGGGAUGUGUAAUGAUUGCUCUUCUUGGUCAGCAGCGUCGCUUCGAGGCGCUCGACUUCUGCUAUCACAUACUCAAGGUACAGCGAGUCGAUGGCAAAGACGAGUUGGUGAAACAGAUCCCACUCAAAAAGAUGGUGGAUCGCAUACGCCGCUUUCAAGUUUUAAAUUCGCAAAUUUUUGCCAUUUUGAAUAAGUUUCUUAAGAAUGAGGCCUCCGAGGGAUUCCCACCUGUAGAACAUGUCCGUUGUUAUCCACCACCGGUGCAUCAGAGCCAACAAAACCGAGCCAACCAGCCUGCUACAAUAUAUAUGCGCUCCGAUCAGCUCGUCUACAAUAAGUAGAAAAGCGUUAAAGUACUGAAAAGUAGCAAAAAAAGCCAUUAAACUCAUAGUACGUACAACACCGUCAAUAACUAUCAUAAAAAAUAAAGUCAUAGCUGGGUAACAUUGAAUAUCAUAACAGAAAUUAAUUAAAAUAUGGCGCCAAAUUUGAACGUGUUCUUUUCGCAAAAAUCUGUUUGCCGUGCAGGAGGGCCUUAAAAUGCACAGUGACGGGAUAUCUACACUGAGCAGUGCUGAUCUGCGAAACGAUUUCCAGCGCAAUAACAAAACUUGCGAAUCAAAUGCUAGGCUCAGACAUACACACAGAGACGCUGAUGAUACGGGGUGACGAAUACGAAUAAGACAACUUAAAAGCACAACUCCAUCUUGUACAGAUUAUACGUAACGAGAUGAGCCUUUAACAAAACGUCGAGCUCGUUACGAUGAGAAAAAAGGUGAAUUAAUAUAAUUGUAAUGAUACGAACUGCAGUUCAUGUCCGCAGGUUCUCUUCUAGUGUUCAUUUCUAUGGUGUCACGAGGUGCAACCUUACUCUUACAUAGGUGGGGAAGCCGUGAGCUGGCAUUGGCUUUGAUUAUGUGGAUAUUAAUGUCAAAGGAUGGCUUUGUGCUACCUCUUAGUGCUUAAGUGAGUAACUAAUACCGAUUGUACAACCCAUCGAUUACUAUCACAUUAUACUGAUAUGCAAUAGAACAGGCGGGCUCAAUUUAAGAACGUUUUUACUGUUCUUUAUGCCCUAUAAAAGAUAUCACUAUGGAGACGAGAAAAUAACUUUUCGACGAAAACUCAACUUCUAUUAUUGUGGAUUUAUAAAGUAUAAAUAUAUAGUAAUAUCUGUAGCUUAGCUGGCGUACGUCGAACAUAUGAAGGUGUUCAGAUUGUGUGUAUAUAUACAUACGCAUGUAUUCGUGAGAAAAAGAGAUAAUUUAUCAAAGUCUCAAUGCUACUCAAAAUGAUAUCAGUAAUUGUGAAACAAUAGAAAUGACAGACAUUAUUUCAGUGUUCUUUUUCUCUUUCUAGAAUUAAGGUACUUUACGUUUUUCAUUACAGUAAGAAUAUAACUAUAAUUUACUUAAUUGUGUGUUAACAUAUGGUAGGGCAAAUCGGAGCGGUGCUUACAUUAUCUGGCGAGCUGAUUUACUGUAUUGUAAAUGAUGAUUUUGAAAUAUGAAGCACGGAAAAGUAUUCUUGCCAAAAGAACCACACGCAUCUGAGAUCCGGCCUUGUUGUAGAUUCAUGGACAGUACUAUAACACCUUGCUUGCACAAUGUCUUAUUCUGUCGCAAGUCGUUCAAAAUGAUAAAGGCCUACUGUGUGUGGAACUUCAUUCUACAACAGGUUACCAAGUACUCAACAAUGUCUAGCAAACACUGUCGAAAUUAGCUAUUUGACGAGAUGACACGAUGCAAAUGUGAAUGCGCGAAGGCAGGUUCUAGUGGCGCAAUCGGUAAUGAUAAUAAAAAAACGAGGCUUCCUCUUUACCUCCGUGUGUAUCAGUCAACGAACGAGUUAGCGUUCAAUGUAUCCACAAGAUUUGGCCGGCUUAUUUUUAUUUAUCAUUAUAAUAAUAACAAUUAUUACCACUAUCACUGUUAUUAUUAUAAAUAGAGAGGACAACGUGUACGCAUCAAUGUUUAGACGCACGAAACACAAUUCAAACUAUUGAAAAAAUCUGCUAUUCUGCGCAAUAUUUCCGUCCUCGUACCUUCUGUAAGAUAAACUAUGUUAUACAUAUUAUAUUAAGUUCAAUAAAGUCGAAAAGUAUACAUAGAACAGAAGC